Messenger RNA from Beauveria bassiana ARSEF 2860, 696 nucleotides. RefSeq names its product UTR4 protein. Lineage: Eukaryota; Fungi; Ascomycota; Sordariomycetes; Hypocreales; Cordycipitaceae. The coding region runs from base 1 to 696 and encodes 231 amino acids. The transcript is spliced from 3 exons. The record is from RefSeq and is a predicted model, not a curated record. Gene Ontology annotation, molecular function: acireductone synthase activity; magnesium ion binding.
AUGCUCGCUGAAGUUGACGUGCUUCUUCUCGAUAUUGAGGGCACCAUUUGUCCCAUAUCCUUUGUCAAGGAUAUCUUGUUUCCGUAUGCCCUGAAAGCACUCCCAAAAGUCUUGGAUGAGCAGUGGGAUAGUUCGACCUUUGCACCGUAUCGGGAGGCCUUCCCGGAAGAGUACCGCAGCGACCGUGCCGCUCUACAGGCUCACGUUCAGGACCUAGUCGAGCGCGAUGUGAAGGCUCCCUAUCUCAAGUCCCUCCAAGGUCACUUGUGGAGAUAUGGCUAUGAAACUGGGGUGCUCAAAGCUCCUCUGUUCGACGAUGUCCCUGCUUUCAUCAAGUCUGCCCGCUCUACUGGUAAGAAGAUCAUGAUCUACUCUUCCGGCUCGGUCCCUGCUCAAAAGCUCUUCUUUGGCCACACGACGGGUGAUCCUUCCGAUAUGACGCAUUUCAUAUCGGCUUGGUUUGAUACUGUAAAUGCUGGACCAAAGACUGAGGCUGAGAGCUACACUCGAAUUCUUUCAGCCGUUCCAGACACGAAGCCUGGUCGCUGGCUCUUCUUGAGUGACAAUGUCAAAGAAGUCGACGCUGCACGAGCCGCCGGCAUGCAGAGCUAUCCUGUCGUCCGCCCAGGGAAUGCACCUCUGCCUGUGGAUCACCCACUGACCAGUUCAGCUGUGUCUUCCUUUGUUUCUGCUUAG